AUGUAUCCUGUGAGUCAGAAGGAAGGUGGCUAUGCAACUUCUCCACAUCCUCUGGUUUGUUGCCCUUCAGUUAUCUUCAGCAACUCGUGUCAGCAUGUUGGGUGCACUCUUCAGAAACUCUUACUACCAUCACUAUUGCAGCUCAAUUCCAAUACAGUUGUCGCCCUCUUCGCCACCACAUCUCACAGUCAGGCGAGGCAGUUUUUCCGGCGCCGUCGCCUCCGCCGCGUCGCGUGGCGUGGCCUCGCCGCCGCCGCCGCCGCCGCCGCCGCCGCCGCCGCCGCCGCCGCCGCUGCCAGCGCCGCCGCCGGCCAGCGCCGAGCGAGCCCGCCAGUUCGCGAGCGACGCCCGUAUGGCUUGUACUCGGCGUUCGCCGGCAGUUUCGUCUACAUCAUUUUCGGCUCUUGCAAAGAAGUUAAUAUCGGGCCGACAGCUUUACUUUCGCUGCUCACCGCCUCCUACACGCAAGGCACCCACCCCGACAUGGCCGUAUUGCUCUGCUUCCUGUCGGGCUGCGUGGAGCUACUAUGCGGUGUGUUUCAAUUAGGCUUCCUGGUGGACUUCGUGUCGGCGCCGGUGGUGGCGGGCUUCACGUCGGCCGCCGCGCUCAUCAUCGCCUGCUCGCAGCUCAAGGGGCUGCUGGGGCUCAGCUUCAGCGCGCACGGCUUCCUCGACACGUGGAUCCAGCUGGCGCGCCUCGCGCACCGCUUCCAAGUGGGCGACCUCGCGCUGGGCGCCUGCUGCAUCGUCACCCUGCUCUCGCUCAGGCAACUGAAGGACGUGAAGCUGCGGCGGUGCGCGGGCGGCGAGGCCGCGGGCGAGAGCGAAGGCGAGGGCGACGGCGACGGCGAGGGCAAGGCCAAGGCCAAGGCCAAGCGGCCGUGGGGCGAGCGCGCCCUGUGGUUCAUCUCGACAGCGCGCAAUGCGAUGGUGGUGGUGACGUGCGCCGCCAUCGCCUAUGCCCUCGAAGCCCAGGGCACGCUGCCCUUCAUGCUCGCAGGUCAUAUCGACGCCGGCCUGCCCGUCGUCUCCCCUCCGCCCUUUGAGACAUCUUGGAGCAACCGCACCUACACCUUCCCUGAGAUGGUGGCACGUCUGGGCUCCGGGGUUGCUGUGGUGCCUGUGGUUGCCAUCUUGGGAAACGUCGCCAUUGCUAAGGCUUUCGCGAGCGGCGCGCGCGUGGACGCGACGCAGGAGAUGGUGACGCUGGGACUGUGCAACGUAGCAGGCUCCUUCUUCCGCUCCAUGCCCGUGUGCGGCUCCUUUUCGCGCAGCGCCGUCAACAACGCCAGCGGCGUACGCACCCCGCUCGGCGGUCUCUACACAGAGCGCGACCUGGUGCCUGCGUUCGCCACCUUCCUGGCGUGCCUGUUCUUCGGCGUGGAGGUGGGCAUCGUCGUGGGCAUCGCGGCCGACCCGGAGGCGGGGGCGGGUGGAGGCGGGGGCGCGCGCAACGGGCUGCCGUCGUUGGAGGCGGCUCUCUCCUCCGCCGCCGCCCCCGCGCCCGCCACGGCCCUCGCGCCCUCGCCCGCGCCAGCGUCCGCGCCCUCGCCCGUCGCCCUGCCGCCGCUGGUGGUGAGCUGCGCGCACAUGCAGCGCGCAGACUUCACGGCGGCGCAGGGGCUGCGCGCGCUCGUGGCCGACCUGCGGCGCGCGGGGCGCAGCGUGGUGUUCGUGGGCGCCGGCGCCGAGAUCUUCGCAAAGACAAGAAGAACCCUCCUCCCAUGACAGAAGUUAGUCCGGACACCAACGGUGGAUCUCCAGUACACGAACGUGAUGAUCUUCAUGACACGCGAUUUUAAUCGCAAAGUAAUAUCUCGAAACAGAAAAGGGCAACCUUUUCUUCUCAGAAUGUUUUCGCAAGAAAAUAGAUCGUGACCUCCAUGAGGAAUCUGGCGACAUAGUGCACCUUUGAUUAUUCAUAAACUUUUUGUGAUACUAUGUGCUAUCUGUGGAUAUUUCUAGAACGAGUGUGCUUUAUCUUUUUGAAAGAUAGCCUUCACAUUUAAGUCUCCUUGACAUCGUUUCUCUCUAUUUUACUUUUUUGAGAGAAUUAGUUAGUGUUCCUCUGCAACUUUCAAGUUCCUAUUCUUCCACUCGAACGUGUGAGAAAUAUUUAUCGUGCCGUUAUUCUUGGUACUCUCAGAUUAAUAUAUUUUUUGCAUUUGUUCCUUGACAAGUAGCAUUAAUUCUGUUUGUAUAAGAUAUUGUUUUAAUGAUUUUAUCCAUCUGUACUAAGUUGAGAUUCAUUUAAAAUAUCAAUCCCCCUGAUUGGAGAUGAAAGUAUAUUUUUUUAAUCAUCUACAAUAAUAAAUAUUCUCGAAUAUAACAUAGUGAAUUUUGAUUAUAUAUAGAUACAGAAAUAAUGUCACACAAUUACAUUUCUACUCACAUGAUUUCAAUACAGAUUAAUAAAUAAGAUUAUUAACUUUUAGGAGGGGAAGCGGAUUGUAACCGAAGACACGGUGAAAUUAUGAUGAUUCACAUUACACCAACUAUUUAUUGAACAAUGAACACGAAAUUUACAAAUGACAAAAUUAUUAUGGCUGAAUGAAUUAUUGAGGCAAAUGAAAUGAAAAUUAACGUGGAUGAAAGCGAUUUACAUAAUGCGUCUCUUAUUAUGGUGAAUGAUAACUGUUCAAAUCCUUUUUUUAUUUUUUUUAUUAUUGUAAUUUUAUUUUUGGUAGCAUUGUUCAGUUUACAUAUUAACUGUGCAAAAUAUUUGAUGGUCUUAAUCUAUCUUAUACUAACUUACACUAACUUAAAAUUAUACAUUAUAAUUAUAAAAAAAAUAUACUGGGAGAAUAUGUUCAUUGUAUUCUACAGAAACUAAGGAUUCUAACAAUUCCAGUGCAACUGUUUCAUCCAUUUCUGAAGAGCAUAAUUCUAAUACUGGAAUGUUCAUUAGGCAAAGUAAAUUUACAUUAUAUACAUAUUAUUCGUCAAGAUAUGAUAUAAAAUG
This is a messenger RNA of Gryllus bimaculatus (two-spotted cricket), 2962 nucleotides long. Lineage: Eukaryota; Metazoa; Arthropoda; Insecta; Orthoptera; Gryllidae. The record is from the annotation of a GenBank genome assembly.